AUGGUGCCUCCUAACUCAUCCACUCACUCCCCUGGUGACGACGAUGCGAGCCUCGCGAGCUCCGUCAAGACAUCGAGCCCUGUUAAGGCCACGAGCCCCGUCAAGGCAGCCGACCCCAACAAGACCACCAGUCCGUCUAGCCCUAUCAUUCUCGUCGAGCGUGAGCCGCGCCCUGUCCCAAUCGACUCGGCGCGCUAUUGGAUGGCGCAUGGGCGGUACAUCUACGACGCGGACGGUAACCCGGUCAUCCCUUCAAACAUGCGCGACGAGGGCCCGGUGAUGCUGGAGCCAUAUCCACAGGAUCGCGCCGCACCCGCCUGGGACCCCAUGCCGAGCGACCCAACCCAGCGCACCGAGUUCACGAUCCAAGAAGAUGAGAUCGCGCGGGCCUUUCGUGCGCUUGACGUCGAGAGCCAGGCGAAGCGCAGGGAUGAGAUUGUCAAGAACACCUUCUCCAAGUCCAAGGGCUAUGGUCAGAACACGUUUGCUGGCGUGAACAAGGAGCGCGCCGCGCGUGGUGAGAUGGCGCAUCACUACGAUCCUGAGGGAAAGAGGUCGGCAACGAACAACCCCACUGGCAACUUUCCUCCAUCGCGCCCCCAACCCUCCCAGCAGGUAGUUGCUAUUGCCUCCCAGUCUCCUCAAGCUUCUCAACAGUACCCGAUGAUGUACACGCAGCAGCAGAUGCUUCCGCCGGCCGCGCUCCCGCUUUCACCGACCAUGGCGCCCUUCACUCCUUUUGUAUCCACUGUUAACCAUGUUCAGCAAGCGGGCUCUACGAUGUAUCCUCAGCAGGCUGUCUACGGACAACAGCUCCGUGGUGCCAGUUACCCAAACACCUACCAGCCCGUCAAUCAGUUGUCGCCCCAGCCCACGUAUGCCAUGCCCAACGCCUACAGUCCUGACAACGUUCCUGUUGGUCCAGCGAUCUAUGGCUCUCCCAAGCAGCAAAUGCGGCGUUCGUACUCGCAGAUGACGACUCCUGGCGGCACACCGCAAAUGAAGCCCGGCCAGCAGCCUGUCGCAUACCUCCCGACAGGACUCUUGGAGACACCCGUUCUGACAUACGCUGUGCCCGCCAAGCAGGACAUGGGUAUGUACGACCUGGGAAUGCAGCAGCAGAACCAGCAUCAAUACCAGCAACACCAGCAGCAGUACCACCAGCGGCAGUACUACCAGCAGCCGGGACCGCAUUAG
This is a messenger RNA of Aplosporella prunicola CBS 121167, 1197 nucleotides long. RefSeq lists its product as uncharacterized. NCBI's taxonomy places the organism in Eukaryota, Fungi, Ascomycota, Dothideomycetes, Botryosphaeriales, Aplosporellaceae. The record is from RefSeq and is a predicted model, not a curated record. The transcript has a single exon. Bases 1 to 1197 code for a protein of 398 amino acids.